Messenger RNA from Eutrema salsugineum, 1489 nucleotides. RefSeq lists its product as uncharacterized. The transcript is spliced from 13 exons. NCBI's taxonomy places the organism in Eukaryota, Viridiplantae, Streptophyta, Magnoliopsida, Brassicales, Brassicaceae. The record is from RefSeq and is a predicted model, not a curated record. Bases 127 to 1293 code for a protein of 388 amino acids.
ACGAAUAGAAUAGAUAUGUAAACAGUGGUGGCUAUGUGAAUGUCGAAACCAGAUUCUGUGUAACGUUUCUCGAUUUUGUUGCUUUAAAAGGGAACAAUAUUAAUUUCAUCGUAUCUGAAUCCUUGGAUGAUUUGGGUUUUAGGUAAGAUGUUCCUCCAUAGCAGUUUGAGAGAUGGAUUAUCGUUAUCUCUUGGUGUCAUCAGUGUUAUUAGCUGGGGUGUUGCCGAGAUACCUCAGAUUAUGACUAAUUACAGUGAGAAAUCCACUGAAGGUCUCUCUAUUGCCUUCUUAACAACAUGGAUGAUUGGGGAUAUCUUCAAUCUUCUUGGAUGCUUAAUGGAACCAGCUACUCUUCCAACACAAUUCUACAUGGCACUGUUGUAUACAGUGACUACAUCGAUUCUCUAUGCUCAGUCUAUAUAUUAUGGCCACAUCUACCCGCGGUUGAAAAACAGAAGGAAUCAGAUGGUUGAUGCAGAACGUAUAUCAAACAUAAGCAGUGAUGCGAAAAUUCCGAGCAGAUGGAGGAAUAGGUGCUCUGAUGCUGCUCCUGGUGGCGAUCAAACCACACCUAUCACUAUGAUUCCUGGGAGUCAUCGGAGUAGUUUUACCGGAAGAGAACUUUUUUACACGUCGGCAAGAUCUCUGUCGAGCAGUCAUACACCACCAGCUGGAUCUGUCUUAGCUCAGAGAUUGGCUCGUGGUCAAAGCGAACCAACUCUUGAAGAACCCUUGCUUCCCGAGGAUGUCACGCCUCCUUCAUUGCCUCCUUCCACCAAAUCAUUGCUAUGCGUGGUCUCUCUGUUCCUGUUUCUUGGAACGUUCAACCUUCCUAAUCUGCUAAGUGAAUCAAGAACUAUGGCUUUGGGAGAGAGAGAUCGGGUAUUUGUGGUUCGAGCAGCAAGAAAGCUUUUACAGGUCACUAGCGGCAACUUAGCAGAAAAUAACGGUGGAGAAAACAGCAAAAUUGGAAUGUUUUUGGGUUGGGCAAUGGCAGCCAUUUACUUGGGUGGAAGGCUUCCCCAAAUAUGUCUCAAUAUGAGGAGAGGACAUGUUGAGGGAUUGAAUCCAUUGAUGUUCUUCUUUGCACUAGUUGGCAAUAUGACUUAUGUUGCAAGCAUACUUGUAAAAAGCGUCGAAUGGUUAAAGCUUGCACCGAAUCUACCAUGGCUUGUUGAUGCAGGAGGAUGUGUUGUGCUUGAUUUUCUUAUUCUGCUUCAGUUUUUCCACUUCCGUUGUCGUAAAGACAAAGAUUCUGACAAGAAGAAGCAUGAAACCGCAGAAGCUGUCUAAGGCUUGGCUACUCCAACAACAAGGCCUCGAACAGAUACAGUUUUGAUCUGAUCUGACCAGCUAGAUUCAUCUCAUUCUAUUUAUUUCUUCUUGCUUUAUAAAGGGAUCGAGUGUAUGAAGAAUAUUCGUUAUGUUUUUUUAAUAAUAGUUUGAUAUGUACAAAAGUACAUAAAAACAUCUAAAGCAUAAUUCGUUU